UCGGUGAGCAAAGUCGAAUCGAAAAGUUGGGCUCCCAAAGCCGCGGCCAAUUCACGGUGAAAGACUCGGAAAAAGGAAGAAAAUUUGCACUAUUUUGACAUGUGUCAGGACCGCAGUCCAGUGAACAGUGAACGGAGUUAAACGAAAGGACAACGGCUUCUUUGCAGCGCCGAGAAUUCUGCAGCCCCUCCGCCAGACUAUUCUGGCCUGAUCGCCGCGGUGGUAGCAGAAUUGAAGUGAUGAAUUGUGAAUUCCUGCUGUGUCGAUGAGUAAAAAGCCAAAAGCUAUGGUUCUGAAGAGCUGCUCACAGCACAAGCUACCAACAGUUGAUUAGUGCAACGCUAUUGAACAUUGAAACCAGUGACAAAAGCAUAAGAAGAAAAAUGACUGGACGGCAAGCAAAUGGGCCGAGUGGCACACCGUCGGGCAAGCGGCGGGGCCGACCACCGAAAUCGGCCACCAUGGAGAGGCCGAAAAAGUUUCAGUAUCAUUUAAUGAAAAAACCCAAAUAUCUGUGCAAAGACGGCCAGGAUGGAAGCAGCACUCCGUCGCGAGCAUCGUCCCCGCAAGGCAGCGAGGAAAGCCGGCCAUCUACCUCCCGGAGGGCCGUUGCCACCAAAACAAGAGGCAGAAAAGCAACGCCACGCGGUCGUCCCGCAGGAAGAGGCCGUGGUGGACACAACAGUUCAGUGAGCAAUCGCAAAGCGUAUUCCUACCACGAAUCGGAAUAUCACUAUGGUUCUGAUUUCGGGGACGAAAGCGAUAAAAGCGAUCCGUACGACGAUUCCAUACACUCGGCCAGCGACUCCGAGGACAGUCUUGGUCAAGCAUCGGACAGUGAUUUUUCGAUGCAAAGCUUUGGCGUGGGCACUGGUAUCAGUGCCGGGUGCCUGAAGGAGCCAAGCCCUGAUCCGAUCUGGUUGCAGGAUCGUGAGGUGCCACCGCUGGAGAUUCCCGAAUCAUCAAAAGAUCUUCUGGUACCGAAUGACAUCGUACUGAAGUGUGCAUCCAUUUACGAGAUCAUUCGGCGGUUUCGACAUCUGGUGAGGCUGUCGCCCUUCCGAUUUGAAGACUUCUGUGCCGCUAUUUCGAGCGAAGACCAGAGUGCGCUGUUGACUGAACUGCACAUAAUGCUGCUGAAAGCGAUCUUGCGUGAAGAAGACUCCCAGCAGACGCACUUUGGUCCGUUGGAUCAAAAGGACAGUGUGAACAUUGCGCUCUAUCUCAUGGAUGCCUUCACUUGGCCAGAGAUUCUGCGAAACUAUGUCGAAAGCGAUCCCAACCUGGACCAGGGUGUGCUGAAGAUCCUGGGAACCACCGAAUACCCGUACGUAUCAGCUGAGGAUAGGCUGUAUGUGCUUCAGUUUCUAACGGAUCAGCUUCUCGUAACGAGCUCUGUGCGGGAUGACAUGACACAGGAAGGGCCAAUUCGUUACGACGACCACUGUCGCGUUUGCCACAGGGUGGGCGAUUUGUUGUGCUGUGAAACAUGUCCGGCUGUAUUCCAUCUCGAGUGUGUGGAGCCACCGUUAGUUGACAUACCGAACGGAGAUUGGCAGUGCAAUCUAUGCAAAUCACACAAGGUUACUGGGGUGCUCGAUUGUAUAUCUACCCAGGAAAAGCAAGGCAUGCUUUGCCGGCAGGAGAUGCUCGGAUACGAUCGCAAUGGUCGAAAGUAUUGGUUCCUCCUGCGUCGUUUGUUCGUGGAAAGCGAAGAUGCCUCACAGGUCUGGUACUACAGUACGGUGAAACAGUUUGAGCUACUGAUGUCAAAGCUGGACGGGGACGAGUUUGAAGCGGAUCUGUACGAGCAGCUCAAUGAAAACUACCGAGAUGAGAUCGUGCGGCAAAUGACGCUUACCGAGACGAUCACCAAUCAGCAGAAAGGUAACAAGAAAUCGUACAUUGAGAUGGACAAUCAGCGCAUUGAAAAGCUGCUAGAUCAACUGAGGGGAGGUGGAGAACACGCGGGGACCGCCGACGCUGAAUCUGAUCCAAGUAGAGACCCUGAGGACAAGGAGCUGGAAGAUAGCGAUGGAAUGGAUGAAAAUGGAGAACUGAAGGACACGGAUUCGGCCGAUGCAAAAGAAGGUGACGAUCAAGCACAACAGAAUGGAGGUGGAAGCAAACACGUCACUAGAUCCAAGACGGGCUCACUGACUCCUCGCACAUUCAAUCUGGAUGAUUUGAAAAAGAAAAGUUUGAAGGAUGAGUCUGGCGUCACCACAGCCAACGGUGGAACCGUCGUCGGAGUAACAGCUGAUGGGAUCGAUCGGCUGACUCGCCAGAAAGUAAAUCAGCUGUCCAAUGGUACGCUGUACUUCAAGUUGGGUAUGGAAAACGGAUACAAGAGCUACGUGAAUCAAUAUUCGAUUAAUCCGAUCGCAUUGAACAAACCGCAGCGUAACGAGGAGCGUGAUAAGAAGCGACAUCUUUCACACAAAUUCUCGUUGACCCAGGCGUCAGAAUUCAAAUGGCUCGGUGGAGGUUUGUAUGCCAGUCAACAGCAGAUAGUAACGACCAUCCGACAAACGAUACUAGCGCUGGAGCAAUCGCUGGCGUCACCCUUCAUGCACCAUAAUUGGCAGCGGUUGAGGCGGAUUUGGAUAAAUGCGAUCACUACUAGCACGAAAGCGCAAGAAUUUUCACGCCUGUUGUGCAUCCUCCAGUCGUGUAUGCGCAGUGUCGUGUUUGCUAGCGUUUGGCAUGAGCAGCUUGGCCACACUCGCAUGUACCGCAUUACGUCGGCCGAGCGCGAAGAGAAGAAAAAGCUGGAGAAACGGGAAAAACGCGAACGUGACGAUGAGGAGGAGCGCAAUCGGACGGCAAUCAAUUUCGUCAAGUAUUCGCUUGGAUUAAAGCAUCAGGUGUGGAAACAAAAAGGAGAAGAAUAUCGUAUACAUGGUCAGUGGGAUUGGGUGUGGAUGUCGAACGGUCGCCGGCAGAAAUCGGUCGUCGGUCGCAAAACGAAUGAGACUGUUCAGAUGGUUGUGCCGGUCAUCCAGCCCGAAACAGGCCAGAAGAAGCUACAAAGGUUCGAUUCUCGGACGUACGAAGCCUUGCAGCGUAUCUGUGAUCCAGACGCCGCCAAGCAGCAGAAGGGGUCAGCUGUUGAGUAUCUGACAAAUAUUGAGGCUCUGAAUGCGAAGCUGUUGCCAAAGCUGGAAACCAUCGAACUAGCCACGUUCCCUGUACAGGAAUUUAACACGGAGAUCGAUGUGUCGCAGGCACUGACAUCGCCUCAGGCUCGUAUACUGUAUCCCAAGGUGGCCCGCAAAAGUCCCUUGUUAGAUGGAUUAUUACAGCGGCGUAUAAAUCUUCGUGAUGCGGAAGAGCUACGUAUCAAACAGGCGAAGACAAAGCAAGACAUAUUGGCCCAGGAGUCCAGUGCGGAUGAACCACCAGCUACCGUUAUACAAAAACCAGAGUCGACGGUCAUUACCGUGCGAGUUCUUCCGCCCAGCGAGUGCAUAGAGAAGCAGAUGCAACGCAUCGUCAACAGCCGUGCUGCUCCUAGUGCUGUCGUACCUAUCAGCACUCGGCCACAUCUUUCCGCGUUUCAGCAACAUACGCGCAAUCGGCUAUACCGAGAGAAACUCCAGGCCAUGGCGUCCCGAGUGCACGAGUUGCGUGUUAAGUAUUACACUGUGAGUAACCAGACAAAGGCAAACAAAUGCUAUUCCAUUGAAUGUUGCGUGGCAGGUGGAAAUAGCAACUCAUCGAUCUCGUCUACGCCCGUCUGCUUUUCACCUCUUUGCCGCCAGAAGCAUGCGUUGAGGGAAGAACUGCACGCACUGCUUAAGCAGAUGCAAAUCCUGGAGAUUCAGCACAGUAGCGCACUAGCUGCCAAUGCAGCAAAUGCCGCGGCCAGUGCCUCUGGUGCUGCUGGUACAGCCUCUGCGAAGUCUAUCUUGGAGCAGAAGCUAACGGAGGCAAAGAAGGAAAGCUUCGAAACAUUGUUCACAAACUUCUCGAUACAUCUGUUUAAAUCGAUGAAUGAGGAUUUGGAGCGCUCCAAAAGAACUGCGCACGAUUUCGAUGAAGAGUUGUUAGCAAAGUUGGUCGGAAAUGUUGCGCCCAAGGUGGAAGCGGAUGACGAUAAGGCUGCGAUUAGUGAGCAUGAGGCGGUUUUGCUUGAUCCAUCAGUGAGUGUGAAGGAAGAAGUGGUGUGCAGUACGGAUAAUGCAAGCGAUACCACCUUGCUCGAUGCGACUACCACAGAAUUGACCGAUGAAGCUGCCCCGAAGGCUAUGGAAAUAGACAAUGAUGCUGAAGGGGGAGAGGGCAAGAUUGGAUCGAUGUUGAAUGAAAAUUCCAAUUCUGUGUCCUCGGAAGAACCGGCUAGUAGUGUGGUGGGCGCAGAGCCUCGUACAACGCGUGGUCGCAGCGGGCGUACGCGUGCCAGUAAGACUGCGGAUGAAUCUGCCGCUGCUAACGGAGAUAUCAAACCAAAGGAAGAGGUACUAGACAAACCGGCGCCGUUAGAAAGACCGAUAGGAGCACCGCCAGGUUAUCCGGCUGUACGUGCGCCGAAUCGCCGCUUUGGAUGUCCAUCGCGUUGCGUUAAGAAAGAGGAACCGGAAGAGAAAGAGCAAGCCCCGGACGGUAGCGUCAGGGUGUAUUCCGUGGCAAACACAAAGGGAAAAGUGUACUUGCGGAAGACACUUCCGCCAACGACAUCGACAUCAUCAAAGGCCCCUGGGCUUGAUAAACCCAAGGAAGGAAAAAUUCCUGUGCUUGGCAGCGGCAAACCACGGUACCCUGUUGUGAACUACUUCCGCACGAAAAAAGGCAAUACCUCCAUCAUGGUGCUGCCACGUGGUGAGCUGCUGAAGCUAGCAAAGAACGGUGGACGCCUGCAAGUGAGCGGUUUCCAUCAUCUGGCAAAAACAAACACAUCGGUCUGGCCGUACCCAUGCUCACGACCUCUGUUCAAAACCUGCUGGUUGUAUAGGACAGUGAAUCUCACCACGCUGGCAGCUGUCGGACUUCAGCUCCGCAUAUUUUGGACAUGUUUCCGCUGGGACGAUAUGGCUAUGAAACCCCUCACCGCUGAUGGCAAGCAUCAAGUGACGACGGAAUCUGAGAUCAUGUCGCUCGAAAUAUUGCGCCAUCGUCAUGUGGGUAUGUUCAAUGAAAGGCUACAGUACCUGCGAAGGAAGGUUGUCAUCCCACUAGAAUUGCCGAAAACUGCGAGAGCCGAAGUGCAAUCCAUCCGAUCGGGUUUGCGCAAGCGGAAGCGUGCUGAAUCACCACAGCAAACGGAGCCGCAGGUCUCGGAGGAGUGGAUAGACGAAGAUAAAUUGGAACUCUGGGAGGUGAAGCUUUAUGGUGAGAAGCAAGAAAGGCUAGCUGCUGCUUCCGCCCAACCUGUUACGCGCAACAGCACUGGCAAGCUUCCUGUGAACCGACAAAACGACACAUCUUCAACGGCCGGCGUAAGCGCAAACAAAUCGUCGACUCCAUCCACUUCGUCGUCCACUGUCAUUUCGACCAGAACUUCGCGAGAAGAAAUCAACGAAAAGAUGGAACAACAGCUUCGGAUUCAGCGUGCUGCUCAUAAUCAGAAGCGUGCGCUUGAAAUGAAACAGCAGGGUACACCCAAAACAGCUACAGGUGGUAUUAUUCAUCGUAAGGUUUUGGUGAAGAGUGCGGAUGGUACAACCAAAAUCAUUCAUCAAGCUAUCCCAGCAUCGGCUGCUGCACAAUCGCCGAAACCCCAACAACCCGCCACUCCUAAGUCGGAAGUGACGCAAAAGGUGCAGAUCAUUCGUGGUCCCGAUGGGAAGGUCAGCGUACGCGGCCUAAACCCAGGCCAACAGUUGAUACAAACAGCCGAUGGUAAUCUGCAUGUUUUGAGCAACAAUCCAAAUACACCUAAGCAAACGAUCACGAAGGUGGGUCAGAAGGUACUGAAAAUCGCCCAACCGCAGGGGUCACCCACUGUGGCAGCUAGUGGUAGUUCCGGUUCCGGCCAAACACAACAAGCUCCUACCAUUUUGAACAAGGGCGUUGUUGUGCGGGCUGCGGCACCUGGCACACCGACAACUCCUCAACCGAUAAAGCAAGUUGUACAGCGACAAAUUCUACACAAAGUACAAACAUCAGCCAGUCCGGCUACGAGCCAACAGACGACUGUUCAGCAGUUAGUGUCCUCAACGACGCCACAGAAAAUUGUACUCAACAGUCAAGCCGGUCUGCAAAAGGUACUAACAACCGGUGGACAGUUGUUAACCACCACCGGUACAACGGUGCAGAAGGUGGUGACACAAUCGAACCUGCAGCAACUGUUGCAGGGCAGCGGCCAGAAGGUGAUUGUGGAACCAACAGCCGCAGCAGCAGCAGCUGCCGCUGCUGCCUCCUCUAUAUCAGCUACUUCCACUACACAAACACAAAAGGUACUGGUAGCGACUACCCCUGGACAACCGCCGAAGCAAAUAUUAAUUCAGAAUGCCGGAACAGCUACGCCCGGCACACCGCAGCAGAUUAUAAUGACUCAUGCCGGAGGCCAGAAAGUGGUACAGCAGAUUGUAACCAGUCCUGGUCGACAGAUCAUGAUCGGUGGUCAGCUGAUUACUUUGAACAGCGGUCAAAAGCUGGUCACCAGUACCCCAUUGCAGCUGCAAACGCAGCCAGUGGUAUCGGUUGCCGGUGGCGUUGGGCAAAUCCAGAAGGUGCAGCAAAUUGUGAGUACGGCUCAACCAACGGUAGCCACUGCCACAAUCCAACAACCGCAGCAAAUUCAACUUCAAAUACAGCAACCCGCAGCGAUCGUGCAACAGCAAACGAUAGUACAAUCGGCACCACAACAACCAACUGCGAUUAAUCAAGCGCAAACCUUCGCUCAACAGCUGGCUAGCGGAAAAUUGCAGUUGGGUAAUGUCAAUGGGCAGCAAGUGUUACUGCGACCGAUUGGUAACAACCAGGCGCAAGUGGUUGCACAUAUCAAAACUCAAACAAACGGAACGGCUCAGAUCAUCCCGGUUGCUAACCUCACUGACGCCGCGGCGCAACAACAGCAGCAGCAACAACAAUUGCAACAACAGUUACAACAGCAGUUGCAGCAGCAGCAAUUACAACAGCAGCUACAACAACAACAGCAACAACAACAGCAGCAGCAGCAGCAGCAGCAGCAACAACAACAAAUUCUUCAACAGCAACAGCAGCAGCAACAGCAGGAACAACAGAUGAACAAUGCGGUUGAACAGUCAUUGCUGCAAGGCCAACCACCCGGUACGGUAAUCAAGUGUGUUACGGCGCAAGUAGUGCAUACUGAUCAGGGCCCACGGAUUGUACUACAAGGGUUGCAGGGUAGUGACUUCACUCCUCAGCAAUCGGCCCUAGUCCAUCAGCAGGUUAAACAGCAACUAUUGCAAGCCCAAGAAUCCAACGGUCGGCAAGGGGUAAUUGGUCCAACAAAAAUAUACCUCGCUAUUCAACCGGCGCAAAAUACGCUCGUCACACCCUCUGCUCAGCCUCCGCCACUAGCGCCAGUGCAGAUCAAGCAUGACACGGCCACAACCUCGAUACAGAUAAAUCAACAACAAGAAGCCGAUACGACGAGCAGCAUCGAAGCUGGCGUUGGUACCAGCAACGUUUCGUCAGAAGAAAUAGCGGCCGUCACCACCGCCGUAGAAGCUGGUGGAGCGGACACUAUCAUUCAGGGUACAAGCUGCAGCAGUAUGCCAGCGUCCUCGGUAAUGCUGCCGAAAAUGGUUGGCAGCCAGCAGAGCGCAGGUGUUAUCGAUGAUGGGAAACCGCGCAUCCUUUCGAACAUUAUCAUCAACGGGGCGAAUACGGGCAGUAUGAUAAAUCCGCUGGUGAAGAAAGAACUGAUCAUGAAGGUGAGCAACAAUUUGAACAAACAACAGCAGCAGCAACAACAGCAAGAGACGAUGACAAUGCAGUCAACAACGUCACAAUCAAGCGGCACAGACCCAGCCGCAGGUGAUAAUGAUCAGGGCAUCGGUGGGGACGGUAGUGCAGCUACCAACACGACGAAAGACUCCUUCAUAGUCACACCAGACUACAUCCAGGAAACCAUCAAAACUGCCCUCAAGCAGGAAAAUUUGAAUCCGGAGAUAACGGAAAAGCUGCUGAACCUGCAGCGCUACCAGGAGAAACAGAUGAGAACGGAAGAUAGGCCGGAUCGUACGAUUGCCCUGCAGCACAACUAUAGCAACAUGUCGGGUGUGCCGCGCGGAGAUUCGCAUGCACAUGGUGGCAGCAACCGUGUGCGGAAGCGCACGGUGCGUACCGAUGAUGAUGACGAUGAGUGGCAGCUGGACACUCCGAAGCGUUCCCGUCCGUCGAAGGCGGGCGGCUCAGGCGUAGGUCAGCUCCAUUCCCCCCACGGUGGCGAUUACGGUACUCGGGAAAGGAAGCAUUCCAGUAACGAAUCUACGGGUACACCCGCCAAAAGACGGACGGCCGCUACUGGACAGACGGUGGCCGCCACAUCUGCCCAUCUUACUCCGCGUAAAUCUCCGACCACCACCGGCAGUGGUGCUGUUGCUGCGGGAGACGUUGGGACACUUGGAAACAAACAAUCCGACACACAACAUUCCCCAGCUACUUCCCCCUCGGCGCUUGGUAGAAUGAGUAAGGGUACUGAAAAACGCAAAACAACAUCUGUGGCAUCGCCGCACACCACUAGUACUGUCACCGCCACUAACACUAACACGGAAGUCACCAGUCCCCAACAAAUCGUGUCACAGCGUCAGAGCAAAUCACAGGCACAAUUGAAUCGUCACAAGGAACAGUUAAAGAAAGUCAUUCUCAAGAAACGAUCUCAUCUCGAAAAGGAAUUGCAGGUUCAAAUACAAAAGGAACUCACCGUCGAGCUGCAGUCGGCCACUACUAAUGCGGUUUCGGCCGUCCGGGCGGCGUCAGCUACUACGACCACAUCGAGUGCGGCCGUUUAUUCCGAUCAACAGUCUCCGAAUGACGAGCAGCAACAUCAUCAGCAAAGGCAGCUACAACCGUUCGAACUGUCGCAACAGCAUCUGUCGUCUAGUAGUCGCCGUCAAGCAGCGGUUGCUUCUGCUAGUAAACUGCAGGACGAUGCCGGUGAUGAUGGUGGCGCAAAUAUGCUGCUGACGCCGCCCGGGGCCAGUGGCUCGAAGCAAGCGACGGAUAAGAGUUCCAUCACCAGUACGAGCACUAGACGAAAAACGAUCGCAACCGGCACAACGAACAGUGCCUUGCCGAAGGAACAUACAGCAGUAGGUUCCGGAAGGAAAAGCCAGAAACAUUCCACUCCCGCUGGAUCCAAGGGUCACCGGUCAACUGGUGGUCGCGGUGCAGGAGGACAAGCUCGGAAAGGCUCGAAAAAGAAUAACAAAAUGCACUGCAUCUGCCAAACGCCUUACGACAAAUCAAAAUUCUACGUUGGUUGUGAUUUGUGUAACAACUGGUUCCACGGUGAUUGUGUGGGCAUUAGUGAGGAAAAAUCGAAGGCCAUAACGGAGUACGUUUGCGACGAGUGUAAGCACGCGAGAGAAACACAAGAGCUCUACUGUCUCUGUCGCCGACCGUACGAUGAAACACAAUUUUAUAUUUGCUGUGAUAAGUGCCAGGACUGGUUCCAUGGGCGUUGCGUGGGCAUACUGCAGAGUGAGGCGGAAUACAUCGACGAGUACAUCUGUCCCAACUGUCAGAUUAAUAAUUCGGUCAACUUUGCCAACAUGAAACCACUCAGUACGAAGGAGUUUGAAAAUCUGAAGGAACUGAUCACCGAGAUCCAGGAACAUAAAAGCGCCUGGCCAUUCUUGGAUCCGGUUGACCAAAACGUGGCUCCCGAUUACUACCGUGUCAUAAAGGAACCGAUGGAUUUGCAAAAAAUUGAGAGCAAAAUAGAAAACAGAAGCUACCAGAUGCUGUCGGAGUUUAUCGGCGACAUGACCAAGAUUUUCGAUAACUGCCGGUUCUACAACCCAAAGGAGUCGGCCUUCUUCCGUUGUGCCGAAAGUUUGGAGUCCUUUUUCGUUGCAAAAAUUAAGUUUUUCCGUGAAAAUUUGGUCGACAAAAAGGAGGAAGGUGCAGAUGGUGAUGGUGCGAUGACGGCCACGGCCACGACUGUUGGGUAGUUCCCACCGAUCCAAGGGCGGCAUCCCUCUGCAUCCACCUUAUCCAACUAUUUGUACAAACUGUCCCGUGUUGCAGUGCAGUAGAAGGGAAUGGUCUAGGGACCGUUCAUGUUUGCCUGUUCGACAAAUGUCCUUCUUACUCUUCUAGGCCAUGAUAGCGCGAUGAUGUGCCCCUGCGUUGGCUGUUUUUAGAGUGUGUGCUGGUUUGAUAUACAGGCACACAACUGUUUAUAUUAUCAGUUAGAUAUAUACAUAUAUAUAUAUAUUUGGUAUUAGCUACCAAAAAACAAAAAAAGCAAAAAGGAUGGGUUAACACAUAGGAUUGUUACUAAAAUAAGUUUUAUUUAAAAUUAUCAUAUUUAUCUUUUAAACGAUGCAACGUUGAACAACGAAGGAGCGCUGGAAGGGAGGCAGAAUUUGUAUGAAGAAGUUAUGUAACUUGCUAGCUAUAGGGUCACAAAUUAGGAUUAUUUUAUUGGAAUGGUUAGAAUGACCGUCACGGAUUUGCAAUCGAAGCAAGCAAGCGAGAAUUAGCGAAUGUUGAACACCCGAUCUGCAGCAUUGUAACAACAACACCGUCAUAAUUUGGAUGAUUCGUCGUAGUGUUACCGUGCUGGCGACAAUGGAAGGACAAUCGAGAGGGAAUAUUUUCACUUGGACAACAAUUUAGUUUCCCCUCCUUCAUGUAUAAGUUUUAGUGUAUUUAAACAACCUUUUCUUUCUUUCUUGGUAAACGAAGGACAUCUAGUAUGUACAGGAGUGAACAGAAUCUUAUCAUAAGUGCUUUUUUAAUGUACGAAAUGGAGUUUUAAUUGUGUGCAAUAAAAAAAUACUAUGUUACAGCUA
Anopheles aquasalis is the source of this 10934-nucleotide messenger RNA. It is a transcript of the gene E(bx), whose product is annotated as nucleosome-remodeling factor subunit NURF301 E(bx). Gene Ontology annotation, biological process: regulation of transcription by RNA polymerase II. NCBI's taxonomy places the organism in Eukaryota, Metazoa, Arthropoda, Insecta, Diptera, Culicidae. Gene Ontology annotation, molecular function: RNA polymerase II cis-regulatory region sequence-specific DNA binding. The record is from RefSeq and is a predicted model, not a curated record. Gene Ontology annotation, cellular component: NURF complex.